Cyanidioschyzon merolae strain 10D is the source of this 1674-nucleotide messenger RNA. Its product is annotated as amidophoribosyltransferase. The transcript has a single exon. Gene Ontology annotation, biological process: purine nucleobase biosynthetic process; purine nucleotide biosynthetic process. Lineage: Eukaryota; Rhodophyta; Bangiophyceae; Cyanidiales; Cyanidiaceae. Bases 1 to 1674 code for a protein of 557 amino acids. Gene Ontology annotation, cellular component: cytoplasm. The record is from RefSeq and is a predicted model, not a curated record. Gene Ontology annotation, molecular function: amidophosphoribosyltransferase activity.
AUGUACAUCACACUGGGUACUUUUAUAACCCCGAACGCGCUGUUCGUUCCGAAAGCCUCAUUCGAGGCACAGGCGUUUGCGCGGGGGCGACUUGACGGGCGCUGGCACCCGGCGGUCACUCGGAUUGCGCUGCGGGGGAACAGAGCAUUGCGCCAGCAACAAGUUGCAAGACGAAGCGCAAGCCGCUGGUUCAUGGGCUUCCACGACGAGUGCGGGGUUGUCGGUGUUAUGACACCGCUGCACAAACCGGCGUCGGACGUGCCCGCACGCUUGGCCUACUUUGCGUUGCACGCUCUGCAGCACCGCGGACAGGAAGGUGCCGGGAUUGUACUAUGGGAACCCGAUUCCUCGGACGCUCAAGUCAGUACCAAAGGUCAGUUGCGUGAGAUCAAAGGCCUCGGGCUGGUCUCCGAGGUAUUCACGGACGCGAUUUUGGGGGCGAGUCGGGCGGUUGCAGCGCUUGGACACGUCCGCUACUCCACGGCCGGCGAGAAAAACAUUCGAAAUGUGCAACCGUUCACUGUGAAGAUGCGGCACGGUCAGAUAGCGAUCGCUCACAACGGCAACUUAACAAACGCUGAAGCGCUGAAGCGAGAACUCGAGGCGCGGGGCACCAUUUUCAAUACAUCGUCGGACACGGAAGUUAUUCUGCAUUUGAUGGCACAGUCGGUUCAAGGAGGAUCCGCUGAUGCGCGUACACGCCUAACCGACGCGCUCGGUCGUGUUGACGGUGCUUACUCGCUGUGCGUCCUCACGGCAGGACAACUUAUUGCUGUGCGGGAUCCGCGGGGAUUCCGUCCCUUGAUGCUUGGUCGAAUAUCGGAAACUUCGCCAGCCACUACGACUGGAUCACCCCCGGACGCCUCGAUGACGACGUGGAUCAUCUGCAGCGAGUCGUGUGCCUUGGACAUGGUUGGUGCAGAGACCGUCCGUGAGAUUGAACCGGGCGAGCUGGUGGUUAUCGAUCGCGCCAGCGGAAACCUCCAGUCGUUCUUCCCGUUUCCACGGCAGCAACGUCGCGCUUGCAUUUUCGAGCACAUCUAUUUCAGUAAGGUCACAUCGAAUGUGUUCGGCCGAUCGGUGUACCUCUCGCGGUUUCGAUUUGGAGAGUUGUUAGCACAAGCAGCACCAGUCGAAAAGGGGGCCGACUACGUCGUUCCAGUGCCGGACAGCGGCAUUGCUGCCGCCCUCGGAUUUAGCGCUGCGAGCGGGAUUCCCUUCCAGAUGGGCAUUUCGAGGAGCCAUUAUGUUGGUCGAACCUUUAUCCAACCUACCCAGGAGAUUCGCAAUGCAGGUGUCAUGUUGAAGCUAACGGCUGUCCGUAGCCUGAUUGAGGGCAAGCGCGUCGUUGUUGUGGACGACUCGAUCGUGCGCGGCACCACGAGUCGCAAGAUUGUACACAUGUUGCGCGAGGCUGGCGCUAGCGAGAUCCAUUUGCGCAUCGCUUGCCCGCCAAUUAUAGGCAGCUGCUACUACGGGGUCGAUACACCGAAUCGCGAGGAACUGCUCUCGUGGCGCAUUCCAGACUCACAUAAGGCUUGCGAGUGGAUUGGAGCGGACUCUUUGGGAUUUUUGUCCCUCGAGUCGCUUAGAUCCUUCCUGGCUGAUGAGAGCGGGGACUAUUGUUACGGCUGUUUCAAUGGCCAGUAUCCAGUUCUUCCGGUCGAUGCCUGA